CAGAUUUGUCCAUAUUAAGUGCUAUGUAAUCAAAUCCAAUACUUAUUUAAUUAGAGGUAGUGGUUUUUCUAGGAGUCAAUAUUAUUUUCUUAAGGGUUGUGUAAAUGAUUAAGUGAACGCUCUUUUUAAUCCUGAUGGAAUAUAAUUUUAUUUCAAAAAACUAUAAGAUUUUAAAUGCAUCAUUAAUAUUAAGUAGUUUGAAUCCCAAAAGCAAAAAAAAAAAAAAAAAAAAUGUUUGGAAGAGAGGAAUUAUUGGUCUGCAUGCAUUUUGAUAUGUGUCACAAAGUGCUCUCUCGUUUCGAAUUCCAAAAAACCCCAGUUUCCCUCUUUCAUCUCACCAAACAAAAGCAUCAUCCAAUUAAAUGUAUUUUCAUUCUAUAAAAUAAUCGCCAUGGAAAUUGAUCAAUGAGGAGUACUUGCAAAGCAAGAUGACCCAAAUGGUAGACUCCGACCCAAAUAUUGAGCUUAAGCAGCAGUCAGAGAUUUUUGUUGAUAAGGAAGCUAACAGAAGCUGCAACUCUAAAGCCAAGAUAAGCUUAAUUGGAAUUCGAAGGCAAAAGAACGGGAGAUAUGCUGCUGUGAUUACAGACCAAAUUAGACAUAAGAAAAUAUGGUUGGGCACUUUUGACACUAUAGAAGAGGCUUCACAAGCUUAUUUCUCCAAGAAGUCUGAGUUUGAGAAUGAGAAAUUAAGCAAGCUGGGAAAUAAGACGAGUAAAAGAAUCCAUGAAACAGCACGUAUCGAUGGGGUUCACAAGAAAAACAAGAGAGGAAAAUAUAACACUGAGAUUACAAACCCCAUCACUAAGAAAAGAAUCUGGCUGGGGACUUUUGGCAAUGCAGAAGACGCUUCCCAAGCUUAUCAAUCUGAAAAGCCCGAGUUAAACGCGAUGCAACAGCAAUGUACUAAUAAGCAUACCCAUUCUAAGCAAGAUGGGAAAUCAAAGAAAUUAGUCAAUGUCAAGCAAGGACGUGAAAAUGUAAAUUGUGAAAUAUUUCAGCCCGAAUCAGCUGGUGGAUCAGAAAUUGAUAUUCCGAUCUCAACUUCAUCUAAUGGAGGAACUGACCAAAGGAUUGAUUUUCACAAAAUAGGCACUGCACAAGAAGCUUUCCGUGUUAAUCACUCUAAGAGAAAACAGGUAUUGCUAAGGAGGCAUCCAAAGCUUAAACCGGUAUUUCUAAGGAGGCCUCCAGAGUCUUUAUCUCAGUGGUUAAUGGAUAAUAAAGUCUGUGGCGCUAUAUCAUCUAAUGAGUGUGAUACUAGCACAAGCUGCAAUCCUAAAGCCAGGAGAAGCUUAAUUGGAAUCCAAAGGCAAAAGAACGGGAGAUACGCAGCACGGAUUACAGAUCGAAUUAAGCAUAAGGAAGUAUGGUUGGGCACUUUUGACACUGUUGAAGAGGCUUCACAAGCUUAUUUCUCCAAAAAGUCUGAGUUUGAGAAAUUAAGCCAGGGAAAUAAGGAGAAACAACUGAAGAAGACUUGUGAUCAAAUUCAGCAGCCUGAAUUACCGUCUGUUGUGGAAAUCUUAAAUACUGCUAGUUGGGGUAGAAGAAAGAAAAGAACCGAUUCUCAAGGGAAAGAACCCGGAUCUUCUCAAGAAACCUCAUGUUUAAUGACUAAUGUACAUGGCACAAAAUCAUCUGAUAUGUGUAAUACUACUACAAGUUGCGAUCCUAAAGCCAAGAGAAGCUUAAUUGGAAUCCGAAAGCUGAAGAGCGGGAGAUAUGGAGCAGUGAUUACAGACCGAAUUAAGCAUAAAGAAGUAUGGUUGGGCACUUUUGACACUAUUGAAGAGGCUUCACAAGCUUAUUUCUCCAAGAAGUCUGAGUUUGAAAAACUAAGCCAGCAGGGUAAUAAGGACAAUAAACAAAAGGAGAAUCUUGAUCAGAUUCAGCAGCCUGAAUCAUCACCUGUUGCGGCAUCCUUUUCCAACAUGGCUAAUCAUCAAACCUUAGAUACUGCUAGUGGAAGUGGGCGAGAUAAUAGAAUCGAUUCUCACAAAACAAAAGCACAUAUUAUUGGGGCUCAUAAGAGCAAGAUAGCAGGGAAAUAUAGGUCUCGGAUUACAAACCCCAUCACUAAAAAGAAAAUUUCGUUGGGAACUUUUGACACUGCUGAAGAAGCUUCCCAGGCUUAUCAUUCUAAGAAGCUCGAGUUUCAGAAAUUAGUCAAGGCGAAGCAGCAGCAAUGUAGUAAUGAGCAAACUCAUUCUAAAAUAGACGGGAAAUCUGAGAAAGUAGUCAAUGUCAAGCAAGGAGAUGAAAAUGUAAAUUGUGAACUCGAAUCAAUUGGGGGAUCACCAGAAAUUGCUGUUUUGAUCUCAAAUUCAUCUAAUGGCGGAACUGAGCAAAUGGUUGACUUUCACAAAAUAGUCACUGCUGAAGAAGAUUCUAAGAAAUUCGAUCUUCAGACCUCAAAGAAGGACGAGCUGCAAAGCGAUAUGACAACUGAUUCUAGUGUUGGGGAGAAGCAAGAAGGUCAAGAAGACGAUGAAGAUUUAUGGAUAGGGGGAUGGGUGCAACUUCCAGGUAAUAGAGAAGUCAAAUUUUCACUGAAGCUGGGCUUACCAAUCAUCGAUAACUAUGGAUAUCUUUUAGGCGAGUUAAGCAGUUUGGACGAUCUUAGUAUUAGGUAAUUGAAGACGACAAUGCUGUGUUUUUCCUAGCUUAUUGAAUGUUUGCAAAUUGCAAGAAGAUUUUUGGUAGUUUCAAGUUUUAGGAUCCAGUAGAUAGUAGUAAUAUGUAAAGCUUCUUGCACUUGUUGGUCUUGUUCAUUAUGAUACUGAUUAACAUGGUAUAUCUGCAUAUUUUUAACUAGCCCUGCUAUACUUCUCUAUGUUUGUUUCAGCUAUUUUUCUGGAAAUAUCUCAUACAAAAUUCAGUCCUGACUGUAAAAUGCUAAGA
Molecule: messenger RNA, 2904 nt
Organism: Lycium ferocissimum
Lineage: Eukaryota; Viridiplantae; Streptophyta; Magnoliopsida; Solanales; Solanaceae
Exons: 2
Coding region: 429-2636 (735 amino acids)
Biological process (GO): regulation of DNA-templated transcription
Molecular function (GO): DNA binding; DNA-binding transcription factor activity
Source: RefSeq, a predicted model, not a curated record